GCAGCCGGUAGAUAUAUAAAUGCUGAACCAAAGAUGCAUCCGCUCUUUCAGUGGAGUCCCUUAAUGGAUUAUAAUCUGGCCAGUCAAAUUCUGCCCGGUGACAAACACCUGAGGAUCAACAGGGACUUUUAAAUUCACUCAAACUAUUAUUAGGAGCCAUGGUGGGACUUAAACCCUCAGAUGUUCCCCCUCCUCUCGGGGUGAAGAUGGCGAGUGCUGGACUUGCAGCCUGCAUUGCUGAUCUUGUCACAUUUCCUCUGGACACAGCCAAAGUCAGACUACAGAUUCAAGGAGAGAAGGUGGCAGUGGGGGGAAUCCGCUACAGAGGGGUGUUUGGGACCAUUAGCACCAUGAUCCGAACAGAGGGGCCCCGGUCCCUGUACAAUGGGCUGAUAGCCGGGCUGCAGAGACAGGUGUGCUUCGCCUCCGUCAGAAUCGGCCUCUAUGACAACGUCAAGAACUUCUACACUGGUGGAAAAGACAAUGCCAAUGUGCUGAUUCGUAUCCUGGCGGGCUGCACCACAGGCGCCAUGGCCGUGUCCUUUGCACAACCCACAGAUGUGGUCAAGGUUCGAUUCCAAGCCCAGACGAACUUGGAUGGUGUUGCCCGUCGCUAUACUGGCACCAUGCAGGCGUACAAACACAUCUUUCAGAAUGAAGGAAUGCGUGGACUCUGGAAAGGCACACUUCCAAACAUCACAAGAAAUGCACUAGUAAACUGCACAGAGCUGGUCACGUAUGACUUGAUCAAGGAGGCCAUUCUCAGGCACAAGCUGAUGUCAGAUAAUCUGCCGUGCCAUUUUGUGUCUGCAUUUGGAGCCGGCUUUGUUACCACAGUGAUCGCUUCCCCAGUAGAUGUAGUGAAAACCAGAUACAUGAACUCACCACCGGGCCAGUACAAGAGUGCAAUAAACUGUGCCUGGACCAUGUUGACUAAAGAGGGGCCAACAGCUUUCUACAAAGGAUUUGUACCCUCGUUUCUGAGGUUGGGAUCAUGGAACGUUGUGAUGUUUGUCUCAUUCGAACAAAUCAAGAGAGGCAUGAUGGUCACAAAGAAGAAGAUGGAGACCUGA
Molecule: messenger RNA, 1073 nt
Organism: Notolabrus celidotus (New Zealand spotty)
Lineage: Eukaryota; Metazoa; Chordata; Actinopteri; Labriformes; Labridae
Gene: ucp1
Product: uncoupling protein 1
Exons: 7
Coding region: 159-1073 (304 amino acids)
Biological process (GO): response to cold; adaptive thermogenesis; mitochondrial transport
Cellular component (GO): mitochondrial membrane
Molecular function (GO): oxidative phosphorylation uncoupler activity
Source: RefSeq, a predicted model, not a curated record